Messenger RNA from Anolis sagrei ordinatus, 1793 nucleotides. RefSeq names its product phosphatidylserine synthase 2 (gene PTDSS2). NCBI's taxonomy places the organism in Eukaryota, Metazoa, Chordata, Lepidosauria, Squamata, Anolidae. Gene Ontology annotation, molecular function: L-serine-phosphatidylethanolamine phosphatidyltransferase activity. Gene Ontology annotation, biological process: phosphatidylserine biosynthetic process. The record is from RefSeq and is a predicted model, not a curated record.
AGCGAGUGAGCGAGCGGCGGGGCGGGGACUGGCGUUGCUGCUGCCUCCGCCGCCGGGGCGCCUUGGCUCCUCUGCUGCUGGAUGGAUGGGUGUGCGAGGGGGACGCGCCUGAGCCUCCUCCCGAAGAUGAGACGCGGCGAGGGGCGAGGAGGGGCCGCCGGCAAGGCGGCGCUGGAGGCGGGCCACGGAGGGGAACAAGCGCCGCCGCCGCGGGUUCCGGAGCAGCAGCAGCAACCGCCGCCGCAGCAGCGUAACGGGGCUUCUCCGCUUCGCCGCCGCCUAGACCCCGCCGGAAUAGGAGGAGGAGGAGGAGGAAGAGCCCCUGACCGGCGCAGCACCGAGUCCGAAGUCUACGACGACGGCACCAACACCUUCUUCUGGGAAGCACAUACUUUAACUGUCCUGUUCAUUCUCACCUGUACCCUGGGAUAUGUGACUUUGCUGGAAGAGACCCCACAGGAUACAGCCUACAACACCAAGCGAGGAAUUGUUGCUAGCAUUUUAGUUUUCUUGUGUUUUGGAGUCACUCAAGCUAAAGAUGGGCCAUUUUCAAGACCUCAUCCAGCCUACUGGAGAUUUUGGUUGUGUGUCAGUGUGGUGUAUGAGCUUUUCCUCAUCUUCAUUCUCUUUCAGAAUGUACAUGAUGGAAGACAGUUUAUGAAGUUCAUUGAUCCUAAUUUAGGAGUUCCUUUGCCAGAAAGAGACUAUGGUGGAAAUUGCCUUAUAUAUGAUCCAGACAAUAGGACAGAUCCCUUUCACAAUAUUUGGGACAAACUGGAUGGAUUUGUUCCUGCUCAUUUCCUUGGUUGGUAUUUGAAGACACUAAUGAUCCGUGAUUGGUGGAUGUGCAUGAUUAUCAGUGUAAUGUUUGAAUGUCUGGAGUACAGUUUAGAGCAUCAGCUUCCAAACUUCAGCGAAUGUUGGUGGGACCAUUGGAUUAUGGAUGUAAUCUUAUGCAAUGGGCUUGGCAUUUACUGUGGAAUGAAGACGUUGGGGUGGCUUUCCUUAAAAACAUAUAAAUGGCAAGGACUUUGGAACAUUCCCACAUACAAAGGCAAAAUGAAGAGAAUUGCUUUCCAGUUCACACCUUACAGCUGGGUUAAGUUUGAAUGGAAGCCAGCAUCCAGCCUUCGCAGAUGGCUAGCAGUGUGUGGUAUUAUUUUUAUAUUUUUAUUGGCAGAGUUGAACACUUUUUACUUGAAGUUUGUCCUGUGGAUGCCUCCAGAACACUACUUGGUUUUGCUGCGACUUGUCUUUUAUGUGAAUGUGGGUGGUGUAGCCAUGAGAGAAAUCUAUGACUUCAUGGAUGAUCCGAAGUUCCACAAGAAACUGGGUCAGCAGGCAUGGCUGGUGGCUGCUAUCACGGCUACAGAGUUCCUUAUUGUAGUGAAAUAUGAUCCCUACACUUUAACAUUGUCACUUCCUUUUUACAUUACUCAGUGUUGGAUCCUUGGAAUCAUUCUUGUACUUACAUGGACAGUGUGGCGCUUCUUCAUUCGUGACAUCAACUUACGAUAUAAAGAGGUAAGAAGGCAAAAGCAAGAACAUAAGUACGAACAAGACAAAGACAAGUGUUUAAUAAAUGGUGAUGGACAUACGAUACUGGCAGAUGAGCACACUGAGAAUAAAGUAGAGGAGAAAAAACUUUGAACCUAGGAGCGAAGAGGGUUAUUUUUCUGGACUUUGCAAGUUUAACCCUCUCUAGUUUUGAAACUUUAAAUGUUCUCUCGUGUGUGAGAAUCCUGUUGAGAAAAGGUGCCACCUGAUCUCUUUUGAGGAAGGUGUUUACAAAU